Messenger RNA from Quercus robur (English oak), 1578 nucleotides. RefSeq names its product PI-PLC X domain-containing protein At5g67130. The record is from RefSeq and is a predicted model, not a curated record. Lineage: Eukaryota; Viridiplantae; Streptophyta; Magnoliopsida; Fagales; Fagaceae. The transcript is spliced from 9 exons. Bases 140 to 1387 code for a protein of 415 amino acids. Gene Ontology annotation, biological process: lipid metabolic process. Gene Ontology annotation, molecular function: phosphoric diester hydrolase activity.
UUCACUUUUCUUUUAACAGAGCCAAAGUCAAUUCUUAAACCGCUCCUGGGGCCCUCGCAACCUUAGAUUUAAAAAGCUUAAAAACUCCAGACAGAGAAAGACAUAACCAUCACCCUCUCUCUCUCUCUCAAAUCCCCAGAUGAAGAGAACAAACUUCAUCAUCAUGAACAUCAAAAUCCAAGUUGUGUUCAUCUUCAUCACAGUUUGUCUCUUCGCCUGUUCCUCCAGUCUCCAGAUUGGAGAGACUUGUUCAGCCAACACUCAAUGUGACGCCGGCUUACUCUGCGAAACCUGCGCUGCAAAUGGGAACACCCGUUCCAGAUGUGUUCGGAUCCAACCACUCAGCCCCACAUCAAAAGUGAAAGGUUUGGCAUUUAACAACUAUACCUGGCUGACCACACAUAACUCGUACGCUCUCAAUAGUGCAAAGUCGGCCACGGGUUCGCUUCUAGUCACUGAAUUCAACCAGGAAGACACGGUUACCAAUCAACUCAAAAAUGGCGUUCGAGGGCUCAUGCUAGAUAUGUAUGACUUCGAGAAUGACAUCUGGUUAUGUCACUCUUUUAACGGCACAUGUUUCAAUUUUACUGCAUUUCAACCUGCCAUUAACGUCCUCAAAGAGAUCCAAGUGUUUUUGGAGGCAAAGCCAUCAGAGAUUGUCACCAUUUUUAUUGAGGAUUAUGUGACAUCUACACAGGGCUUGACAAAGAUCUUUAAUGCCUCUGGUCUGAGUAAUUACUGGUUCCCAGUGUCCCGGAUGCCCAAAAAUGGCGGAGAUUGGCCAACAGUGGAUGAUAUGGUCCAAAAGAAUCAGAGGUUGGUGGUAUUCACUUCAAUAUCAUCCAAGGAGGCCACUGAGGGCAUUGCUUAUCAGUGGAGAUAUGUUGUUGAAAAUCAGUAUGGAAAUGAUGGCAUGAAAGCUGGUUCAUGUCCAAACCGUGAUGAAUCGCCACCCAUGAACACAUUAAAUAUAUCCCUGGUUCUUCAGAAUUAUUUUCCUACCAAUCCCAAUGAAUCCCAGUCUUGUGCAGACAAUUCAGCUCCAUUAAUUAGCAUGAUGGAAACUUGUUAUCAAGCAGAUGGCAAACGAUGGCCAAACUUCAUUGCUGUAGAUUUUUACCAGAGGAGUGAUGGCGGAGGAGCCCCUGAAGCUGUAGAUGAAGCAAAUGGUCAUUUGACUUGUGGGUGUGACAACAUUGCCUACUGCAAGGCAAAUGCUACAUUUGGAACGUGUGAUGUACCUCCCAUUUCUCCCCCUCCGCCUGCUUCUGCAGGAUCCGGAACACCAGGAACCACACAAAAUCCAACUUCCAACGCUGCUUUCUUGGGUGGUAAACCAUUGCAACUGCGGUGGUUGUUGGGGGCAAUCUUGGCCUUAUGGUUGUAAAUUGCAAUUUAGAGCAUCUUGCUUGUUAACUUUCCUCUCCUAUUUUUUUGAACCACAUGUGGGUAAUUUUUGGAUGAGAUUGAUGGCUCUUUCAUUUGGGAUUUAGACUGAAAAUGACAUUAGAAUUAUAUACGCACGACACUACUUGUUCCCAUUGUAAUAUACGUUGCUCAAUUGAGUUAUUUUUUUUA